AUGAUUUGCUUGAUUACCUUUCUUGUAGCGUGCACUACAGUUGUAGCUGGCACCGCGAUUCCUGCUCAAUCAAAUAAACUUGAUACGCAGCACCAUGAUGACAUCAUGGCCAAACUCAAUCGGCCUAUGCCGCCUGCAGCCCGCAUGGAACCAUACCAUCCAGACAAUAAACCCUCAGUAGAUUCCAUUGUCCACUGGUAUGAUCCUACUCGCGGCCAAUCAUCUACCAUUCUCGCUGGAAUGCGCAUCACUGCCUCUGUUCCAUCUGUCAAUCUCAACAAUGUUCCUACAAUGAAAUCCGUCAGCUGCACUAAAAAUUCUGUUGUAGUCAAGUUUAGCUCUAUCAAAGACAUUGAGCUCUGGUCCAAUUCCAAGGUUCUGUUGAUUAUUGCAUCGAUUCAUGGAUGUGGCAUUGACGGAUCUAAUGAGUUUGUAUUGCGCUUGGCUACUAAAAUGACAGUAAAUGCCGCCAAAAAAUCCAUCAAAUUUGUUACUGUUGAUCCCAAAUCGGCCGGAGUAACUGGUGCGUUUGAAAUGUUUGCCGUUCCUGUCGCACAAGAUCGUCAGAGCAUACCUACAAAAUCUACAAACAUGUAUCCUAUGGCCAAUUUGGAUCGUGUCGGACACGGUGCAGUUGAUUUUGGUACGCCUUACAACAAUUCUUUUAUCAUCCCACUUAAUGUGGAUAUGAGUAUUAACAAAGAUGUCAAUCUUCCGCUUGGAAAUGUUGGCAUACUAAACGCUGGGUGUUUUCCUUGUGGUAUUCACGGAGUUUCUGCUGUUAUUUUCCGUUCGUUUGGAAAACUCUUUGAAAAACCCGAAAUGUCAGUUGAAUGGACUGGCCAUGUUGAAAUGGAGGCCAAUAUUCAAUUUAAACUAGAUGUUCAAGCCAACGUCCAGUCUUCUGAGGUUACUAUUAUAGAAUACCCACUCACUCCAAUCAACAUUCCAGGUGUCCUUAUCCUUGGGCCCGAUGUGAUGCUUAAUGCACGCGCCAAUUCCGCCAUCUUGACUGACACUCAUGUUCAAGUAAAUAUGACUGCAUCUGUCCCCAACUUUAGAGCGUUUGUAUCAAGUGCAGCACCCAAAGACAUUAGCGGUUUCACGCCCAUCUACACCAUGUCAUCUGAUUCGCACCUUAUGAUUGAUGCUAAAAUAAGCAUAUCGCUUAUUCCCAAGAUUGCCGUUGUUGCCAAAGUAUUUGGAAGUGAUUUGCUGCAUACAUCACUUAAACUGGACAAUCGUGCGGAUAUCAAAUUCAAUGUUGCUGAAGAUGGAAGUUUGUCCACGGGUAGUCAAGGUAAAAAGGCUGAACAUGUCAAAGGAUGUGUAAGUCUUGGACUGGGAACCAAAUUGGUUGGCGAGAUUUUUGGUAUAUCGACAGAUUUGGUGACAGUUCCAACAGUGGUAUUGGUUGACAAGUGUUUCACUAGCGUAUCCAAGUAA
Molecule: messenger RNA, 1446 nt
Organism: Batrachochytrium dendrobatidis JAM81
Lineage: Eukaryota; Fungi; Chytridiomycota; Chytridiomycetes; Rhizophydiales
Exons: 2
Coding region: 1-1446 (481 amino acids)
Source: RefSeq, a predicted model, not a curated record